Messenger RNA from Aspergillus thermomutatus, 405 nucleotides. RefSeq lists its product as uncharacterized. The transcript has a single exon. The record is from RefSeq and is a predicted model, not a curated record. The annotation marks the transcript as partial. Lineage: Eukaryota; Fungi; Ascomycota; Eurotiomycetes; Eurotiales; Aspergillaceae.
AGUCCCAGGAAGGUGGAUGGGGAGAAGGAGGAUGGGGACGGAGGAGAGGUGGUGUGUGAGUUGAAAAAGACCCUAGAUCUGCAGGAGAGAUUGCCUGAGCUGGUUGGCAACGGGCCGCUGGAUUCGCUGAUGGGGUUCAUUGUGCGGAAUGAAAUGUUUGACUCGUUUUGCGAGUGGUUGGGCAGAAGAUGGAAGGAUCAUCAUCUGUUCAUGGUUGAUACAUCUACUAAAGACAUUGGUGUUGCACCGAGAGAUUUCAUGGCAGGGUCGGCAAGGGAGCAAGCCCGAAUGCUGGAUGAGUGUCGGCGCUUUCUACAAGGCGACGGGAUGAGGAUUCUCGUACAUCGCGAGCGAUAUCUGCUGGAGUUGGUCGGGGAGAUUAUCUGGACUCAUACUCGAUCAUAG